This is a messenger RNA of Gilbertella persicaria, 2170 nucleotides long. RefSeq lists its product as uncharacterized. The record is from RefSeq and is a predicted model, not a curated record. The transcript is spliced from 4 exons. Lineage: Eukaryota; Fungi; Mucoromycota; Mucoromycetes; Mucorales; Choanephoraceae. The coding region runs from base 43 to 2124 and encodes 693 amino acids.
GUGUAGGACCUUAUUGAAGCUCGUAAAUACCUCUUGGGAGAUAUGGAUGAAGUUGAAUUUCGAAGUCUUAGGACAUUACAAGAAGUUCCACGCGUCACUCAUAGUAUCCAGAGACCUGUCUUAUUCUUUCACUUUAAGCAUGUAACUGAAGAGAUGCGUAAAGUGGCCAAAGAGUGCAAUAUCCUUAAGCCUAUAAUAGAAAAGCCAAAAGCAAGAGCUGGUAAGACUGUCGCUAGUCGUGCUACUUCCGAUACUCGUCAUGAAAGCAAACCAACUCAACAUGUAAAUAAGAAAUCUCGCUCCAGUACACAAGAAACAUUACCCCCACCUCCUGUUAAAAAUGAAGCUACAAAAUCCACAUCCACAAAAACGUCUAGAAAUAACAGCUUGUCUAAACCUCCAUCUAAAUCCAGCAUGGAUGAGAAGCCAACCACUGUUACAAAAAAAUCGCAGAGCGAUCAAACAACACGUACCAAGUCUACAACUCAAAAACCUAAGGAAGAGAAGCAAAUGAUAAAGUCGCCUGCACCAUCGCCUACACCUUCUUCUACAGAAAAACAAGCUUAUCCUAGUUCAGUCUCUGCUGCAUUUUUGAAAUCCAUCAAAAUUCCCAAGAGAAGUAACAGCACUUCGAGUAAUAAGGCUUCAGAGAUGGAAUUAGAGGAAGGAGAGACAAUCAGCCCAUCACCUUCGCCUGUUCAGACGACGACUGCAAGUACUACUUCUACUACCACAAACUCAAGCAGUCGUCGUAUUCGGCCAUUGAAUGAACAAGAAGAGGACUAUGAACGCCCUGAAUCUACAAGAAAACACAGUAGAAAUACCAAUAGACGCGAUGAAGAUAGAUCUAAACGAGAUAGAUACCAUGAAGAUAGCAGCCGAAGAGACAGAAGUCACCGUUCUUCACAUCAUCGCUCACGUUCGCGCUCUCGAUCUCGAUCUCGUUCGCCUAUCAGUCGCAAUCACCGCUCAGAAAGCAAGAGUAAAAGCAACCGUUCUCCUGAUAAAAGAAAUGUGGAUCGUCGUCGUUCGCCUGUUCGUGCAACAACCAUAACAACAGCCACAACAUCAGCUGAAAGAGAAAAUAAGCGUAGAAAUCCAUCUGAUUAUGAAACAAAAUCAUCCAAACAUGAUGGUGAACCACCUGCUAAACGGCAAGUGACUGAAAGUAAGGUAGCAUCAGAUGAAGAAAAGGUGCAAGCAGCAAUAGAAAAGGACAGCAAAUAUACCAACUCUUCCAAUAAUAACAACAAUGCAUCCUCUUCCAAAACUAACAGUAAGCGAAUAACGAAUUCAGCCGUUGUUAGUACACCUAUUCCAGCAACAACAGCAACAACAACAACAACACCUUUAUCUUCUUCCUUUUUAAACAAUGAAAAGACAGUGUCAGCUACUGCACCUAAUGCAGAGACACCUGAACAAUACAAAGUGUUUACUAUCAUGUUUAAACAAUUAGCGUUGGCCAAUAAGAGACGAGGCGAUACACAAACAGAUCCUAUCUUUGCUAUCAUUGAUCAUUUCCAUGCGCUCUGUGACUAUAUGCUCAACUUCUAUUUUGUCGACAAGGUAAACACGCAUGUACCUUUUAAACAAGCUUCUGUGGCAUGGAAGAGUCUGUUUCCCUUCUCAGAUAGUCUACUCAAGAAACUCGAGACAAACAAACUACAUGAUUUACACGGACUCUGUGUGCGUCUGAUUUCAUUGAUUCGUUACUACAUCUACAGUCGUAUGGAAAGUUCAACUCGACCCUUACUGACUAAGCAAUUGGCCAAUGGAAAUGAUGAAGGCUACACAGAUCGUACAUGCAUUGAAAUGACAGAAGGUUUGUUGCGAGAACAUGAAAAGGCAGAACGAUGUUAUUUGGAUUCUGAGCGCUAUAUGACAUAUGGCAAACUGGCCAAGCAUUUCCCUCAGACAUUCAAGAAUGUUUGUAUUGAGGGUAACAUUUUGGCGGGCAUCACGCUAGGCGGCGAAGCAGGUGUAUCUGUGGGGCCCAUGUUUCCUUUUACACCCUACAGUCCUUUACACCACGCUGCUAUUGUGUCCAAGUGUAUUCUAAGUGAAUAUGUAACAAAGCAUAAUCUAAAAUACUCACCUAUAUCUAAUCCUGAAGAAUUUAUGUAGAUUUCUUAUAAUAAAACACAAUAACAUUGAAUGUUGAAGCAAGUAA